Molecule: messenger RNA, 651 nt
Organism: Phaeoacremonium minimum UCRPA7
Lineage: Eukaryota; Fungi; Ascomycota; Sordariomycetes; Togniniales; Togniniaceae
Product: putative dna-directed rna polymerase iii polypeptide protein
Exons: 5
Coding region: 1-651 (216 amino acids)
Biological process (GO): DNA-templated transcription; transcription initiation at RNA polymerase III promoter
Cellular component (GO): RNA polymerase III complex
Source: RefSeq, a predicted model, not a curated record
AUGUUCAUCAAUCAUAUUCUUGUUGUUGUUAUUGUUGUUGAUGAUGCUGAUGUGAUCUCCCUCUCCCUCAAGACCAAGAUUGCGGACCUGGUCCAGAUCCGUCCCCAGGAUUUCAACAAGACCAGCAUCCACGCCAUUGAGGACAACAUCAAUGCCAAAUAUGCAAACAAGGUGAUUCAGAAGAUUGGUCUCUGCGUAUGUCUCUACGAUCUGCUCUGGGCAUCCGAAGGCCUGAUCGGCCAUGGAACCGGGCUGGUCAACGUAAAUGUCGAGUUCCGCCUCAUCGUCUUCCGGCCCUUCAAAGGGGAGGUCAUGCUAGGCAGGAUUAGCAGCUGCUCCCCCGACGGCAUCCAUAUUCGGACCGAUUUCUUCGACGACAUCUUCGUCGAGCGUGAGGAGCUCCCAGAAGGCUGCGUCUAUGACCAUGGCGAGCAGUUGUGGCUAUGGAGUCUCGAGGAACAAAAUAUGUACUGGGAUAGCCACGAGAUGGUCCGUUUUACCGUCAUUAGUGAGGAGUGGCACGAUCAGACACCAACCAAACCGGUAGAGUACGGAGAGGAACCCGAGGAGCGCAAGCUGGCCCCUUACAAAAUCAAGGGAAGCAUGAAGGCGCCAGGUCUCGGAUGCUGUAUAUGGUGGGACGAUGCAUGA